AUGAAAUUUGUUGCAUGGCGUGAUGCUAUGGCAAAAGAAAUUCAAGCUCUUGAAUCAAAUAACACUUGGACUUUAUCUUUUAUUCCUGAAGGAAAAACACCCAUUGGUUGUAAGUGGGUUUACAAAAUCAAAUAUUGCUCAGAUGGUUCAAUUGAGCGCUAUAAAGCUCAUUUAGUUGCAAAAGGUUAUACUCAAGUCGAAGGUAUAAAUUACCAUGAUACCUUCGCACCAGUUGCCAAACUAGUUACUGUUCGUCUCCUUCUUUCCAUUGCUACCAUUGAAAAUUGGUCUCUGUAUCAACUUGAUGUCAACAAUGCAUAUAUCCAAGGAGAUCUCAAUGAGGAAGUUUAUAUGAAACUUCCUCCUGGCUUCUCUUGUAAAGGGGAGACUCGUGUUUUCAAAUUAAAUAAAUCUAUUUAUGGUCUAAAACAAGCAUUUCGACAGUGGUUCUCUAAAUUCUCAACCACACUUACUCGUCAUGGUUUUAAACAAUCCAUUUCAGACUAUAGUCUUUUUACACAUAUUAACGACCCCACAUCGAUUUUUGUUUUUGUCUAUGUUGAUGAUAUUAUUAUCACUGGCAAUAAUGAUGCUCAACAGUUUUCUCCCUCAACACUUUCUUCUCUCUCUUCUCUUUCUGCUCUGCUGAGACCACAUCAACUCAUCCUUUCAAAGAAAAACUCAAUUUUAAGCAAAUAUCCCACUCCCAUCUCAAAAUUUAACAAAGAAAGGUAUAUAUAUACACAUAUAGUUGAUAUGGGUAUUGAGAAACCUUCAGUUGGUCUAUCAAAGGUGGCAAAUUCUGACACUCAUGGAGAAGACUCGCCCUAUUUUGCUGGCUGGAAAGCAUACGAUGAAAAUCCUUAUCAUGAAAUAACUAACCCAUCAGGAGUCAUACAGAUGGGAUUAGCUGAGAAUCAAGUUUCAUUUGAUUUGCUGGAGAAGUACUUGGAAGAAAACUCAGAAGCCUGCAGCUGGGGAAAAGGGGUGUCAAGCUUUAGAGAGAACGCUUUGUUUCAAGACUACCAUGGCCUUUUAUCUUUCAGACAAGCAAUGGCAAGUUUCAUGGAGAAAAUUAGAGGAGGAAGAGCUAAGUUUGACCCCAGUAGAAUUGUCCUCACCGCCGGCGCAACCGCAGCCAAUGAGCUCUUGACAUUUAUUUUAGCCGAUCCCGGCGAUGCUUUGCUCAUUCCAACCCCAUACUAUCCAGGAUUUGAUAGAGAUUUAAGGUGGAGAACUGGAGUGAAAAUUGUACCAAUACACUGCAAUAGCUCAAACAAUUUCCAGAUUACCCCUGAGGCUUUAGAAGCUGCAUAUAAUGAAGCUGAAUCAAUGAACGUUAGAGUGAAAGGUGUUCUCAUCACAAACCCUUCCAACCCAUUAGGAGCAACGAUCCAACGGUCAGUACUCGGGGAGAUUCUCGAAUUCGUCACACGAAAAAACAUCCACCUCGUAUCGGACGAAAUCUACUCGGGAUCGGUCUUCUCGUCCUCGGAAUUCGUGAGCAUUGCCGAGAUUCUCGAGGAGCAAAACUACAAAAACUCAGAACGAGUUCACAUUGUUUACAGUCUCUCCAAGGACCUGGGGCUCCCUGGGUUUCGUGUCGGCACGAUAUACUCGUACAACGAUAAAGUGGUGACAACGGCGAGGAGAAUGUCGAGCUUCACUUUGAUAUCUUCCCAGACUCAACAUCUCUUGGCGACGAUGCUAUCCGACGAGAAAUUCACCGAUAAUUACAUAAAGACGAACAGGGCAAGGCUGCAAAAGAGAUACGAGAUGAUAAUUUCGGGGCUGAAGAGAUCCGGGAUCGAGUGUUUGAAAGGGAAUGCGGGGUUGUUUUGCUGGAUGAACUUGAGUCCGCUUUUGGAAGAACCCACGAGAGAAGGUGAGUUGAGACUUUGGGAUUCAAUUCUCGGCGAGAUGAAACUCAAUAUCUCGCCAGGAUCUUCAUGCCAUUGCUCCGAACCGGGAUGGUUUAGGGUGUGCUUCGCCAACAUGAGCGAACACACACUAGAAGUCGCUUUGAAAAGAAUACACAAUUUUGUGGAGCAAAGAGAUCUAGCCAGAAAUUACUAUUAAUUGAUAUUGGGCGGUCUAGUACAAAGUAACGUCUCUCUCUUUUGAUCUCAAGAUCACUACAUUUUUUAUUAUAUUCUUACAUAUAUUUACUUUUUAUGA
This is a messenger RNA of Humulus lupulus (European hop), 2178 nucleotides long. RefSeq names its product 1-aminocyclopropane-1-carboxylate synthase 7-like. The coding region runs from base 1 to 2079 and encodes 692 amino acids. NCBI's taxonomy places the organism in Eukaryota, Viridiplantae, Streptophyta, Magnoliopsida, Rosales, Cannabaceae. Gene Ontology annotation, molecular function: transaminase activity; pyridoxal phosphate binding. Gene Ontology annotation, biological process: biosynthetic process; amino acid metabolic process. The record is from RefSeq and is a predicted model, not a curated record. The transcript has 4 exons.